Dreissena polymorpha is the source of this 825-nucleotide messenger RNA. RefSeq names its product N-lysine methyltransferase KMT5A-A-like. The transcript has a single exon. Gene Ontology annotation, molecular function: protein binding. The coding region runs from base 1 to 825 and encodes 274 amino acids. The record is from RefSeq and is a predicted model, not a curated record. Lineage: Eukaryota; Metazoa; Mollusca; Bivalvia; Myida; Dreissenidae.
AUGGAACCAAUUUCUGCCUAUGGUAAUUUACCAACAUCGGUUCAAGUGAAAGACACUCUCAAUGGAGUUCCAGAUUAUCAAUUGUCUGUAGACAAGAAAACGUUAAAAUCGUUCAACGAUAUUAUGCAUAACAUGCAGAGAAAAGCUCGACUGAAUGAUUGCAUUGAGCAUUUGCAAAAGAGUACGCUCACGAAUGAAGACGAAUUGGAAAACGCGGUGACUGCUUUUCUCUGUGAACGCCAAUGGUCAAAUACAAAACUAAAAAAACAGUGCGUUUCCAAGUUAAAAGUGGCAACAAAAGAAAGAAACGACUUCCGAGCAUCUCGUAGAAACGCACAACGACAACAAGAACAGCAAAUGCUCUCAUCGGUUCAAGAUCAGAAGUGGCCCUUAGUUGUUAUUGCAGGAAGUAAGCACAGUCGUAAAGGCCGCACAGUGCUGGCAAAAUGUAACAUACCCAGGAACACAGUUGUAUGUGACUACCACGGAGAAUUGCUCACAUAUAAUGAAGGGUUGCUGCGGUACGAACAGUAUGGUGACAACAAUGAAAACGUCUAUAUGUUUUCGUUCAAUUACCAGGGCAGAAACUACUGGAUUGAUGCCGUAAGACAGUGCAGAUGUCACCCGAAAACGAGAAUAAAAGGUCGUCUUCUAAACCACUCAAUGAAAACUGCAAACGUUGUUCCGAGAAUAGUGCUGCUUAAUCAGUUGCCGCACAUUUUAUUCUUCGCGAAACAGGAUAUCGCAAUUAGCGAAGAAAUCCUGUUUGACUAUGGAGUCCAAAGAUACAGGCUUUCAGAACUUCAGGACUGGAUGCUAAGUUGA